AUGGCAGCCUUAUCAGCAGAGGGGGUAAGGAGAGUCUGUCAGCUUCAGAGGGAAGAAGGGCGCCAGUGCCUGCGAGAGCUCCUGCGAUGGGAGGAGUUUGAUGAUGUGAGGGAUCUGAGGCACAGCAUAGAGCUCGACAGUCUUUACAACAGCAUUGUGUUCGCCGUGGAGAAAGGGCUCUCCUGGCCUGCAGUCGUGGAAGCAGGAAAGCUUGCAGAAGAGCUGUUGAACGAAACCAAAGGUUUACCCGUUUCUCAGGCCAUCUGUGUCCUAAAGGAUAAACUCGUGGCGUGUGAGCCAAAGCUGAGUCCAUUCAAACCGUGUGUCUUGUGUGAAUACUUCUAUCACACGCUCAUCAGGCACUACCAGCUCUACCAGUUUGUGCUGUGUCGGGAGAGAGACGUCGAACAGACGUCUGCCCACCUAGAAAUCUGUGUGCCACCACAGCCUCUGCCGCUGAUGGCAGGCAUCGAUGCUGAAGUCUGGCACUAUCAGCAGCAGCUGGCUGCCCUCUCAGCCGCUGAGGUCCAAAAACGUACCAACAUGCUGCUCCUCCGAGAGACGCUACACCUGGAGAGGGAGCAUAUGUUGCAAAGAGCGUAUGAUGAUCUGAAAUUGCGAGCCGAGAUCCUAGACAGACAGAUUUUGGAGACCCUAGUGAAAGAAGUGAUCGGGACCCAGAUCCAAGCUCUCCAUGAGAUCAUGCAGACUGAGAUCCAGACCACCUUCGAGAUCUUGGAGCUGAGACUCCAGAAGAGGGCCUUGAGCCUGAACCCUCCUGUCCCCUACCCCCCACCUCCUCCUCUUGAAGAACGAACAAAGAAAUCAACCAAAGCUCAAGAGCAGAAAAAGAAGAAGAAGUGA
Messenger RNA from Emys orbicularis (European pond turtle), 864 nucleotides. It is a transcript of the gene C3H8orf74, whose product is annotated as chromosome 3 C8orf74 homolog. Lineage: Eukaryota; Metazoa; Chordata; Testudines; Emydidae. The record is from RefSeq and is a predicted model, not a curated record. The coding region runs from base 1 to 864 and encodes 287 amino acids. The transcript is spliced from 4 exons.